Messenger RNA from Podarcis lilfordi (Lilford's wall lizard), 22059 nucleotides. NCBI's taxonomy places the organism in Eukaryota, Metazoa, Chordata, Lepidosauria, Squamata, Lacertidae. The record is from the annotation of a GenBank genome assembly.
AUGAACUCCAAACACUUCUUCAUUUGCCUCCUGACGUUUGCCAACGCUCUGGCCACAGAGCUGAUGCCAAAGCAAACCACCUCGUUAAGUGAGUAACUCAAAGGAAGACAGAGUCAAUAUCUGUGCACUAGGGGAGAAGUUGAAAGGGUGCCUCAAAGGAGAUGAGCAAGAUUUGGGAUGGGAAAGGUUAACAGUGGGCUGUGAGUGUAUUCAUUGGUAGAAAUAAACUAUCAUACCUCAUCUAGUCCUGUGCUAACAUUCAGAAUUGGUGGAUCAUGCACAUCUGGGUGGGAGAGCAGGAUCACAUCCAUCUGCUCCUGAUGUUUGUCAUCUGUGGAUUCUUAGCACGUGCACAGGACUAGAAACUUGAGACUGUUGAGUAUUUGCACUGUAUGCAUAUGCCUUCUGCACCCACCAUUGUGCAUGUGAGGAUGUCCCUUUCAAAAUGGCACCAGACUCUGCGCUAUGCUGGGCACACUGGGCCCAUGUUGGGGACAGAGUUGCUACAUAUUCACACACACCACCCAAUGAUCCAUCCUGUAAUACACCCUCACUGGUCAUGGUACAAAAGGGACACACUGACUUUGCCUCUGAGGAGCAGGAAGCGAAAAAGCUGAGCACCAUUGAGCACUGGAAACCAGGACUGGCUACCAAACGCUUGCUGAAAAUGUACCUAGCCUUACUCUCUUUUUUUUAUCCUCAGGGGACCCUAGACGAAAGAUUUUCCCAUUCAUGCAAAAAGGGGUUCAGAAUUGGGACACUUUCCUACUGAGCAAAAACAAGAAAACUCUCUAUGUGGGUGCCAGAGACACUAUCCUCGCUCUUGACAUUCGCACGGAUACCACCAUCAGGGUGAAACAUGAGGUGAGUGGGAAAUGGGGUUUCAGGAUAUGAAGUGCUGGAGAAAGUGAGAGGAAAGGUCUGGAGUGGUGUUCUGAUGAGGGUGCUCACCCACAUUAUUCAAGAUGACAACCUAUUCAACCCUGCUCCCUGUUUUGUGGGAGAUACUGAGGACCCUUUAAAAAAUGUUUCUAUGUGUGCACUGGUGUUCAUCAUGUUUCAGCCCUUCCUGCCCCAAGACCGCAUUACUUCCUAGUUUUAUCAAACCACUGUUUGCCAUUAGACACCCCAACCAGGAAACUAUGGCUUGCACCAGGUUUGAAGGGUAAGCAGCAGCUUAAUGUUGGUUAAAGUCCUGGUUCAAUGUAGGUAAAUAAAUCAUCAUGUUUUUGGUUCGUUUUAAUGGCUUUUUACUUAGGAUUCUGGGUGCAGCCUUCCUGGGGGGCGGGGGGAGGUUUUGUUUAAUUAACCCAAUUUGCCACCUGUGUGGCAUGUCUGUUGCAGGAUUACAUCAAGGUCACAAGAGAUUGUGCAGAAAUCCAUUUAGUAGCUGCAAGGUCUUCCACCAUGGGCAUCCUCUAGUGCUGAGAAAAUAAGCCCUGAUUGGGGGGGCCACUAGGGGCGCAUUGGAAGAUGGCCGACAAUACCAUCUCUCCGGCCCACAUGAGGUAAUUAAGAGGCUGUUAUGGGAGUAUGCAGCCUCCCUUGUUGCCCCAAAGGAAUGGGGAACACUGCCCUUGCCUGCUGUGCCCAUAAAUCACCCCCGGAUUCAAAAGAAGGGGGUGAGGGCACUAGGCAGAAUGCCCUUGUGUGGACUCCAGUUCUCCUGGACGCUGUCUCUGAUCGCGCCACUAGCUGCAGCAACAUGAAAUAAACAAUUAGGAAGAAGCAAAUGCACACCACAACAACAACAACAACAACAAAGACUUUAUUUGCGUAGCCAACAGGCCAUAGCAUCAAUAGACAAACACCGACAAAAAUACAUUACAAAUAUAAUUACCGUAUAAUCUUAUGGCCUAUUAAAACCCUAGGUAAAAGCUGGAUUAUCAUUCAUCAAUGACCCUCUGUCCCAUGGGCGGCGGCCUUUUCUCUGGUAGAUUGUUCCAGAUCGGUUAAGUAAACAGACCAGCCAAAUUGAAAGAUUAUAAAUAUAAAUGGUCAGGACAGGAAGAGAGAUAAUAAUAACCAGAUGCAGAUAAGUUAAUACUGAGGGCGAUCUGGCUGCGACAUCUGUCACCCCAUUGAUCGCCAGGGUUGAUUCGGCUGAUCUGGCUGGCUAGGCGGGUGUCCCCUUCCUCCCUCACUGCUCCAUGUGCAUCCCUCCCGAAGCUGCGCGCUAGGUGGAAGAGGACGACCAUCCCAGAUAGAAGGAGUGUACCGUUCUUCGGUCAAGGGUAUACAAUAGCACAUAUUUCAAGUGAAGAAUGGGGAGUAAAGACUGCUAAUAGAAGGGACCUCUGCGAAAGAAGAGCGUCGGGUUGGAUCAACAGGAAUAUAUCAUGAGAAGAUUCAUCAAAGGCUGGUAUGUCGGCAGCGGGACUGGAUGGGGGGGAACUUUUCUUUCUUUCUUCUAUGUGAUUACCCAAUAACCCCCCCUCACAAGACAGAACCAUCGCUUAAAGGACCUAAGCUGGAUGAUUUAAGACUGUGUGGAAAUGAAUUCUAACCAAAAGCAUGUUUUAUGGAGAUCAAGAAAAGUACAAGAGCUUUUGGGAUGACGCAGCAAAAAAUAGCGUCGCCAUGUUGGCAAGUUCUGUCGAAAGAUUUACGACCGGGAGGAGGAAUGGAUUUGUUUUCAUACUGCUGGCGAACCUCCUCAGAGGGCUAAGAAAGGCGACAGAUUUAUGAAGAUUAAUGAUGGUAAGAGUGUUUUUGUCUAUGGAAGCGAUGAUAUACGGAAACCAUCUGGAUAUGACUCUUGGACGAACGGAAAAAUUCACACAGGAUUACAAUUUGUUUUGACCCGCUUAUGGAGACUAUCAGAGGUCACAAAGAGAAAGGAAAAAUAUAUGAAAAUAACAAGAUGAGAGGUGGAAAACAACAAGAAAGGACAUUAUUAUGAAUAUUAUUUGGACAGAUUUGUGGACAUUAAAGCAGCAGCAAGAAAAUGAUUGGAUCCCCUUCGGAACUUGAAAUAUGGGUACCCCCAACAAAAAUUUAAAAUUCGGCUUUGUAAUUUGGAAUUUAUGUGAUGUGAUUUGAUUUGAUUGGUCGGUUAAUAAAAAUUAUUUAAAAGAAAGAAAGAAAGAAAGAAAAUAAGCCCUGAUUGGCUGAAGGAAAUCUACUCUCCCUUUUGUAGAAAAGCUGGCCUUUGGCCUGGGUCUAAUGGCCCCUGAUAAAGGUUUGUGCGAUGCAACAUCCACAGAUGCCUCAAUACAGUUUACUGGUGGGGUCUGUAACUCUAAUGGUUGGAAUUAGGUGUGGCCAGCUAACUUUUGGACUUUACCCAAAUCCUGAAAGGUGUUUUUACACUGUUAGUCUUUCUUAACUGUCUUUUUAUGGUAAAGGGUUUAUUUUUGCUUUGUAACCUCUUUAAUAGUUAAUUUGUAUUUAUUUCCUUGCAUGGCCCCAUUAGCAGAAAGCAAGAGGGGAGAUGAGGGGGCAGCACAGCAGCGACAGGGAAGCAAUUAAAGUUUACAAUUAAAGUGAACCCACCUAAUCUGCACUUCCCCAAGCUGGAACACAGCUUUCCUUCAAAACUUGCACUUCUCAGAAUUUUGCAGUGCCGUUCUCCAUCUAAACUUCAAAGAAAGUGUGUAUCAAGGAAAUGGUGCACAAAAAUUUACGUUACUUAAAACAUGCAAAAAUGUAAAUAUUGGGUAAAAAAAAAAACCUUCAGAAAGAAAAGCACAAACUGAUGCAGAAAUGUGGAGAGUUGAACUUCAGAUUCAAAAUGAGAAACCAAAAUGGAUGAAUAAUUCCAUCCCUAUAUCCUGCAAGAAGCAGACGGCUCAGUCACAUGGCUCCAUAACCAUGAUUUGGCAUUUUGUCUCAAGCAAGUCAGUGCUUUAUCAAGGACCAGAGUUUAGAGACUGUUGACAGAUGCAGCCUUGCUUAUUUAUUUGCUUAUUUAAUGCAUUUCUAAAUUACCGGAUGUUUGAAAAUCUCUUGAGCAAUUUAUAAAAAUAUAACACAAAACCGUUAAAACUAUAUUUAUAAAAACAGAAAUUUAGUCUUGACUUUCAUCUUCCUAUUUGCAAAAUAACUCUGCAGGUGAAUCCCAGUAAGGCUGAACAUAUGCAGUCUGACUAUUUCCCCCUUCUUUUGUUUCUCCUCCUCUAAAAUGCCCUUCUUCCCCUUUUCCUGCAAUAGAUACAGUGGAGUCCCACGGCUGAUAAAAAGGAUAACUGUGCCUUGAAGGUGAAAAACAAAGAGGUAAUGCAGUGGGGAUAGAGGAAGUGCUGCCUCCCAGUUUAGGAAUGUGGUGCGCACCUGUGUGCAUUUCUCUUUCCUUUUGCUGGUUUGAAUGCCCACCUCCACUCCGAAGCUGCUACCUGACCUGUGCGUGGGAGGUGGGGGGUGGGGUGGGGUGGAGAUAGAAACUCAGCUGCAUGAACACAGGCAACAUAAGAACCACAGGCGAUCCUCUUUCAAAUUGCUGAGAAAUAAUACCAGUAUAUCCUGAACUAUCUUAUGCACAGGGAUGCAGGUGGCGCUGUGGGUUAAACCACCGUGCCGCUUGGGCUUGCCAAUUGAAAGGUUGGUUCUAACAAAACACCAUUAUGACCAGUCUGCAGAAUUAUCUAGUGGCACCACUGCUUAUUUUGACUAAAUAAAUCUGUUAUCCUUUAACCCCUUCAAGAACUAUUAUUAUUACGGUAUGUGCUUGCAUGCAGGAAAGGGGCCGGGUUUUCAUGCAUUCUUGGUUGCUAUUUAACAACCACCCAGUGGAAAUCUUCUUUGGGAUGCAAACGUAACUGGAAGUCUCAUAAUCUGGGGAACCGGGUUCGCGUCUCCGCUCCUCCACAUGCAGCUGCUGGGUGACCUUGGGCCAGUCACACUUCUUUGAAGUCUCUCAGCCCCACUCACCUCACAGAGUGUUUGUUGUGGGGGAGGAAGGGAAAGGAAAAUGUUAGCUGCUUUGAGACUCCUUAAAAGGGAGUGAAAGGCGGGAUAUCAAAUCCAAACUCUUCUUCUUCUUCUGGAAGUUCAAUCCUGAUUUUCUCACCUUCAUCUCCACAGAGGGAAUGCUUCAAUUUCAUCCGUGUCCUGGUGCAACUGAACGACACACACCUUUACACCUGCGGGACGUAUGCUUUCAGUCCCACCUGCGCUUACGUUGUGAGUUCUUAGGGGAGAGAGGAAGGGGGGUCCCUUUAUAAGGCUAGCAACUUGAAGCUGGGCUUUCAGUGUGGCUGGCCCUGUUCUACGGGACAACAUUCCCGCUGAGAAUCAACAGGCGCCCACAAUCUGUGCUUCCUUUCGACUAUAAACAGCUCCAUGGGGAUGCUUGGUUUCUGAAGGACACCUUCCCAUCGAUUUUGCUUCUUUUGACCUUUCUCCUUUUCCUUCCCUUGCCUUGCUAGGAUCUAACAACAUUCAGUCUGGUGAAAGACGCAGAAGGCAAGCCCCUCCUCCUGCAAGGGAAGGGUGUCUCUCCCUAUAGCCCUUACUAUGGGAACACCGCAAUCCUCGUUGGUGAGCCACCUGGAAGGGGAGGGGUUCCACUUCCUUGGAAGUCAAAAGUUUGCACCAUCCUAUUGUCUGCUUUGGCAUUCCAUAGAAAGCAUAGGGACACAGGUGGCACUUUGGUCUAAACCACCAAGCCUAGAGCUUGCCAAUCGAAUCCCCACAACGGGGUGAGCUCCCGUUGCUCGGUUCCUGCCAACCUAGCAGUUCGAAAGCACACCAAAAAGUGCAAGUAGAUAAAUAGGUAUCGUUCCGGCGGGAAGGUAAACAGCGUUUCCGUGCGCUGCUCUGGUUCACCAGAAGCGGCUUAGUCAUGCUGGCCACAUGACCCGGAAGCUGUCUACAGACAAACGCCAGCUCCCUCAGCCUAUAGAGCAAGAUGAGUGCCGCAACCCCAGAGUCAUUUGCGACUGGACUUAACUGUCAGGGGUCCUUUACCUUUACCUAUUGCCUGCUUCUGCAUUCCAUAGAGGAAGACAGAGGUCUGUUAAAACAUCCACAGUUCUCAUGCCAUACCCUCCAACAAGUCAACAGUAAAAUCCGGGACACGAUCUUCCCAACUGCCACCUUCUCUUCUUUUUUUUCUCAUGAGAGAAUGGCAGCCAUUUUUACGCCAUGAUCUCACGUGAUUUCACGCCGUGAUUUCCCCCUUUAAAAGCUCUUUUCUUGGGUGAGGCGCCCAAAAGGGCAGGCCCCUUUAAUUCCUUGCCAAAGGCUGUGCUCCUUUCUAGAUGAUUUGAACUGCAACUCCUAUCAGCUGUGCUGGCUGGGGUCGAUGAGAAUUAUAGUCCAAAUCAUUCAGAGAACAUCCGUCUAGGGAGGAUUACAGCCUGUCCCCUGCCUGUAUUUCCUCUUGUUGAAAGAUGGACAACAUGUCACCCUGCAGUGUGAUUAAAAUAUACCCCAGGCACUGCAAUGUGUGAAGCAGUUUGAUGAACAGUGCAUAGAUUCAUGCAGCCGCCUUUCCCUGGGGAAUAUAACUUGUAGGGGUCCUGGGGAGGGAGAUGAGCAAUCUUAGGAAAGUACCCUGAUUUACAAGAUAUUUAGCAAGGUAUCUACAAGGCAAAAUUAGGGGCAGUCAGGGCCGGCCCACCCACAAGGCAAGCAACCGCCUCAAGCAGCAGCAUCCACAGGAACAGCAAGGAAUGUAUUGCCAGCUGCAGCAGCAAUGUGCUCCUUGGAGGCCAGAUCUGUCACUGCCCCCCCUUCCCAUGCCACCUCGACAGCAGCCUCUUGGUGAAUAGGAGGCACUGCUGACGGGGGCUGCCCGUUGAAGUCGCCUGGGCUAUGUGCCCAUGCCCACCUGGCACGAUUCAGAGCGGCCUUUGAUUCCCGGCUCAACUAUCAGGUAAGGUUGAUUUGAUUCUCCCUACCUUUGUUCCUGAUGGACAUCUUAACUCACCUUCUUCUUCCCUGGUGGGGAACGUGCACCAUUUUGCAGUUUGCCUCAGGUGCAAAAACAUAUUGAACUGGCCCUGUGGGCAGUGAAUUAUAAGCACUCGAGAAAACGGGCUGAAGGGGAAGGAGGAGUCACCUUCUCUCCUGCCUUUACCCUGCAGAUGGCGAACUUUACACUGCCACCCAGGAAAAUGUUCCAGGGAAUGAGCCCAUCAUCACUCGAACCCUGGGCAGUAGUUCAGUUUUGAAGAAUGAGCACUGGAUGACUGGUAAGGGCAGAUGCUGAGGGAGCGGGGAAGGGCCUUAGAAACUAAAUCAGAUCUCACAUCUGGCAGUUUUCUUCCCCUCCCCUCCCCUCCCCAGGUGAUGCAACAUUCGUGGCCUCCUUCAACAUCCCAGCCCCCCCAAAUGACGACAAAGUCUAUUUUUUCUUUUGGGAAACAGCAAAGGAGUAUGACUUCUUUGAGAAAGUCAUCAUCUCCAGGGUUGCUCGCAUCUGCAAGGUGAGCUGCCUCCAAAAUCAAGGAAGCUUUUGAGCAGGAACUUUUUUUCAGUGCUGUGAGCAUGUGCAGAGGUUGGAUGGUCUUCUGUCCUGGAUGCUUUAGCUGAGGUUCCCGCAUUGCAGGGGGUUGGACUAGAUGAGCCUUGGGGUCCCUUCCAACUCUACAAUUUUCUGAUUCUGUGACACUGGGUUGGUGCGGAACACGACCAGUCUUCAUCGUAGCUCAGCUUCCCUUUUAUAAAAUCCUCCAAGGCAGCUUACAAGCUUGCUAAACUCAAGACUGAAAUGUACAGCACCGCAUGAUGAAACAGUAAGCAACAAAGCAAACCAUAAAAUUAAUAGGAUGAAUAAAGAAAAGCAGCAAUCAGAUUAUCUCAAAAGAGCUGUCAGAGAAUGCCUGGGGCUGCUCCUUAAAAGGACUAUGCCUACCAAUCUGAUUUGUCAGUGAUGUUUGCUUUCCCAUCCUCUACAGAAUGAUGUCGGAGGAAAAGCGUUGCUGCAGAAGAAAUGGACCACCUUUCUGAAAGCACAUCUUUCCUGCUCCCAGAAAGGGCAGUUUCCUUAUACUGUCAUUCAACACGUGUUUGCUGUUCCACAUCCAGGAGGCGGUGCAUUUUUCUAUGGGGUCUUCGUUCCUCAAUGGUAAGGCUGUGAGAAUCCUUAGUAGCCGGAGCAGGGGAAGAAUAUUAGCCACUCAGCACAAUGGGGGAUAGGAUUUGGUUCAGUUCCCUUUUUUUAAUGGGUCCCUACCUAGUUUUGCAUAUUCCCAAACAAUAAAUGAACUGAAACACAAGUACCCUAGGAAAUUUGCACUGUUGUGAAGCUGUUCGCAUGCAAAAAUGCAUAUGAUGAGAAAAGCAACAUACACAAUGAAAAAUAUGAAGCAAAACUUCUUGAAAACAUGUGUCUCUUAGGGGAAAUAAGCACUCAAUGCUGACCAUGUUUCUGUGGACUUAUUUGAGAAAAGAUUCACAAACCAAUGUAGAAAUGUGACAAGCUGAACUUAAAAUUGGAAAAGUGAGAAAUCGAAAUAUGCAAAUUUAUCCAUCCCUACCUUGGAAUUUGUUUUGGGUCCCACAGUGUGCUAAAUACUGGUGAAGUAAAUUGACUCCAAGCAUAUGCAGAGUGCCUUUUCCUUCUAGUGGUGCGGCUGGUUUGUACAUCUCUUUGUAGGCAGGUGGGAGGUUUCUGGAGCUCAGCAGUCUGCGCCUUCGACCUUAAUGCUAUCAACAAAGUCUUUGAUAAUGGGAGAUACAAAGAAUUACACAAGAACUGCUCCCGAUGGCUGCCCUAUGAAUGGGAGGCCAUGGAUCCUCGCCCUGGCUCGGUAAGUACCGCUUUUAGCCCUCUGCUUGGAAGUGUGCAAUGCCCAGCUGAAUACUGCUUCUGGUGAGGAUACUGAGCAGGCACCCCAACUCUAGGGGGCCAAGUUGUCUUCAGCCCCUUGAAUAUUUGUUGGAAUGGGGUUGGUAUGUGGGUGUGACGUCACAAGUGUCGUGCGUCACAGCAUCAGCGGUUGGCUCCUUCAGAGCCCUCAGCCUCCUCUAGAUGGUGCAACAUCGCAUCACGCAUGUCCAAUGCACACCAGGGGCGCCUCUGAUACUGAGAAAUGCUUCUUCUUUCUAAUUUAACCCCAGAUUUUGAAGUUGUCUUUCUGAAGUGGAAUCAAAUUCAAAUUAUUUUUGAAUGUUUUUGCAAGUUCCUGUGUAAUUGCUUUGGCUGUCAGUUCCUUCUGUUAAUUUGUGUCCUUUUGCACUGAUGGAAAUAAGCUGUUGAGAGGUGAUUGCACAUGCCUGUUGGAAUCAGGGAACGCGGGUUCUCAGGGAUGCUAUGUAUAGUCUGACAUCAAGUCUUAAAGCAAACCUAUGUCCUUAGGCUGUCCUGCCAGAAGAUUAGCAUCUCCAGUGUUUCCUGUAGUUCUGUUCUGCCAGCUGCUCUAAAGGGUUCUGGAACCCUUUGUAGAUCUCCCUUGAAAUAAGUGUGUCCUUAGCUCCUGAAAUGAAUGGUUGCCCCACAAACAGUUCAGUUUCUCCUCUAGGGAGGCUGUGUGUCUUUACAAAACAUGGAGCCAAAAUUAAAAUGGUGCUUCUCGGAUGGAUGAGACAGCCACUAAACACACCCUACUUAACUGGCUGCUCACGCUGAACAUCACACUCACCCUGUGCCAUGCAAGACUCUGAAUAUUUACCAGAACGGGCUUAAGUCACGGAUAAAAACUGGAAGAGAACAGUAUGGAGGACUGUUAAGUGUGUUAGUCACAUCUUCAUGCCUUGGGUGAAUAGGGGAACAGAGGUCCUCCUUGAAGGCUUCCCAUAGGAGCAUGUUGGCCUCUGUGAGAGCAGGAUGCUAGGCUAGAUGGGUCUCAGCCUGAUCCAAUGGGCCUCUUUUUCUGUUCCCCCUUCAGUGUUCUGUCAGCCCGUCAUCAGACAAAACCCUUGUUUUCAUGAAAGAUCAUUAUAUGAUGGAUCAGACGAUUCGGCCACUCUAUAACCAGCCCGUGUUUGUGAAGCUCAAUGUGAAAAACACCCGGAUUACAGUACACCAAACUGAGAACAUCUUGGGAAUUCCCUAUACCAUACUGUUUCUUGGGACAGGUAUGGAUGUUGUUUUUUCCUGCCCUGGAGGUCGAGAUUAAGACAUUUGCUCAGUAACCUUAUUCCUUUGACCCAGCAAGGGCUUACAACACAGGUUGCAACAUUUAACCCAGGCUUCCUCAACCUCGGCCCUCCAGAUGUUUUUGGCCUACAACUCCCAUGAUCCCUAGCUAGCAGGACCAGUGGUCAGGGUUGAUGGUAAUUGUCGUCUCAAAACAUCUGGAGGGCCGAGUCUGAGGAAGCCUGGUUUAGCCAGAUAAUGAGCAAGCAAGACUGACUCAAUCAUGAAUCUUUUGAUUUUGAAAAGUCUCAGAAGCGGCCUGUGUGUCAAAUUCAUUGCACCAAAAGUAGCCAGAUAAUGGUUAGAUAAUGCUAAUGGUUCUCCCGGUAGAGGCCAGGAAAGCUGCUUGCUGGGAUUGUAGAGCUCUUUCCUCACCCCUCUUAGUUCUCUCUGCUUAGCAGCUGAUUUACCCUUGGAGUUAGGAUGGGGAGCUCUAGGGAACGUAUUCACUUUUCCUCCUAGGACUUACCUGGAGCAGAUCUACACUCAUGGUUUUUAAUGUUAAUGAAGGGUUAAAGAAUGGUUCUGAUAACUAUAUGGACGCAUGAUGUCCUACAGUCGUACCUUGGUUGUUGAACACCUUGGUACUCGGAUGUUUUGGCUCCCAAACGCCACAAACCGAACGUCCGAUGUAGCUUCCACGGCUUCUGAUUUAGUGCAGGAAGCUCCUGCAGCCAAUCGGAAGCCACGCCUUGGUUUUCGAACCAUUUUGGGAGUUGAAUGGACUUCCGGAACAGAUUAAGUUCAACAACCAAGGUACGACUGUACUUUUAAUGUUCAUAAUGUGUUAUUAAAAUGUGAUACCAGAGGGCACUGCAGAACAACCGGGAGAAGGGAGACUGUGGUUUGACGAAAGAAACAAAUGAAAUGUUUAAUACAGUCGUACCCUGGAAGUUGAACGGAAUCCGUUCCGGAAGUCCGUUUGACUUCCAAAACAUUAGAAAACCAAAUCGUGACUUCUCAUUGGCUGCAGGAAGUCCCUGCAAUCAAUCGGAACCCUUGGAACCCGCGUCGGACGUUCAGGUUCCAAAAGAACAUUUGCAAACCAGAACAAUCACUUCCAGGUUUGCGGCGUUCAGGAGCCAAAACAUCCAAGUUCCAGGGCGUUCAGGAUCCAAGGUACAACUGUACCAUUUUAAUAAUGUUAAACAGGUCGGUGUAGAUCCAGCCUUGGUCAACCAGUCAAUUAAAGAGUUGCGGCUCUGAAAGUGGAAGUGCACAUUUAAACUAUGGCACUUGCACCUGCAGGAGACACGGGAGGCCGCCAGCUUGGAUGGCUUUACAAAAGGAUUAGACAAAUUCAUGGAGGAUGAUGCUAUCAGUCUAGCCACGAUGGCCCUGCUCUGCCUCCGCAGUCGGAAGCAGCAAUGCUUCUGAAUUUCCAUUGCUGGAAACCACAAGGGGAAGAGGGCUUGCUCAGAUCCUGCCUGCCAAUUUCCCACAGGCAUCUGGUUGGUUACUGUGAGAACAGGAUGCUGGACUAGAUGGGUCAUUAGCCCAAUCAAGUAGGCUCUUCUUGUGUUCUUAAGUGCGGAUGGACUGCACAAGAGGGAGAAACGUCAGCUCCCAUCCACUUGAUAGUGACAGGCCCGGGUUUCAACAAACUGUUCUGCUACUACCAUAUCAAAUUUCAGACCCUAUAUCUUUGCUUGGUUUUCCACAGACCAGGGAGCCAUUCACAAAGUGGUGGUCGUCGGCAGCGAUGCUCACAUUAUUGAGGAGAUCCAGCUGUUUGAGAAGCCAGAGGCAGUCCAAAACCUGCUGCUCUCACCUGAAAAGGUGGGCAGACUCUGUUGGAUAGGAACAGGAGCUGCAAGCUUGUAAAGGGGCCUUAGCUUAAGGUUACCAGACGUCCUCGUUUCCCGGGGACGGUCCCCGGAUUUACAAAUCAGCCCCCAUACAAAAUCCGUUGAAGCUGAAGAGUGUCCCCGGAUUCAUUGAAAAAAUAUCUGGUAACCUUACCUUAGUUUAGAGGCUGAGUCUCAAGAACGUUUCCUGUCUGAAACCCUGGAAAGCUGCUAGGCAACAAGGAGCUAGAUGAAGCCUGUAGUUUGAUGUGGAAUAAGGCAGUUUCUUACUUAAACUUGUUCUUUAUUCAAGACCACAUGAACUAGAACCGUACUUUAUUUUAAGGAGAAGGGCCACAGCUCAGUAAUCGAGCAGAUGCUUCAUGUGUAGAAGGUCCCAAGUUCAAUCCUCAGCUAGAAAAAGACUGAAACCCUGGAGAGCCACAAUUAAAUAUAAAACCAGAAAAUAAAGAAACUUUGCAGGCAAUCAAAUUAUCACAAGCACAAUUCUCAAUCGGUGGGUAUUAUUUGGGGUGAAUGAGGCACUGGCAUUUUUAUUUAACUACAUUUUAGAUCGUUUUUAAGGCCAGGGCCCAUCGCUGCACCUUCUGGCAAUAAGUCCUACAAGUUAAUUACAGUAGUACCUCUGGUUACAGACGCUUCAGGUUACAGACUCCGCUAACCCAGAAAUAGUAUCUCGGGUUAAGAACUUUGCUUCAGGAUGAGAACAGAAAUCGUGCUCCUGCGGCGUGGCAGCAGCAGGAGGUCCCAUUAGCGAAAGUGGUGCUUCAGGUUAAGAACGGACCUCUGGAACGAAUUAAGUACUUAACCCGAGGUACCACUGUAUACACAAUGUAAGGAAGGUCUUCCUUUCUCCUGCCCUCCUAAUACUGUAGUAACAAAAUAUUUCUGUUUGUGCAUUCUUAGGGGAUCCUUUAUGUGGGGUAUUCCAAAGGAAUUGUACAAGUCCCAUUGGCCAACUGUGGCAUUCACAAAACCUGUCCUGACUGCAUUUUAGCACGAGAUCCUUACUGUGCCUGGGAUGGAAGGAAAUGCAGUGAUAACUGGAAUAACAAAUACAAAAGGUGGGUGUUUGCAGGCUAGAGAAAAGUCUGUGAAAGCACAUAGCAGAUGAAAGGGUGAAUAUAUGGGGGGGAUGGGGGGGUUGGUAUGAUUCACAUUUUAAUGCAAACCUACCUUAUGUGCACGUCAGUUCACAAUGUAAGUUGAAAGCCAUCUUUCAAAAUGCACACUUCUCCAGAUUUUGCAGUUUUUCAAACUGCACAAAAAUGCUUAUAUCAGUGGAAAUAAUGCAAUGCCUUAAAGUACUGCCCUGAGACCUCUGGGUAUAGGGCGGGAUAUAAAUUCAAUAAAUAAUAAUAGUAAUAAUAAGUAGGGUCAUUUUUGCAAAAAUGCACCUGUUUCAGGCAACUGCAUAAAAACAUUUUAAUGUUGGGCGAAAUGCACUUGGAGCCAUAUUAAUUUCAUAUGGACCCUAAGAUUGGAAAGACCCAAAGACAGAUUACUCUAUCCCUGCUUCUUACUAUGUUCCAGCAUGGCAGGAAAGAGUAACUUUAAGCAAGAUGUUGAGACCGGAAACUCAGGCCUUUCGUGCAUGCGCAGCAGUGGGAAGAGCAGAGCCUCCUCCAGGCCAAUCACCUUGAUUGCCGUAGUGGCCGUCGUUUUCUUCUGCUACCCAGACACAGUGAAAGUGAAAAGCAAAGUACAGGGGUGCAGGAGGCCCCUCAAAGCCAAUAAAACAUCCAAGCAAGAGAAAGUCCUGUUCAAUGGCAGCCAGAGCAUUCUGCAAGUGGACCUUGCCAGAAAACUGCUGACAACUCCAACAUCUGCUUUGUCAACGUUCUCUGUUCAGGCUAUCAGGGCUGACAAAAGCUGCUUGGACUUUGGCCUGCCAAACAAGGAUGACUCUAGAGGAGCCGUGGCAGCGGAGGGGAUCUAGCCUGGCCUACCUGAUUCCUCACCAGCUGUUGCAGGGAACAACCUUUCGUGAUCUCACCAGCUCACACAGGCAACCUAGCAAGAACAAAAGUAUUGUCACAACUGUGAUGCUAUUACAAAAUGCCACCAGAAAAAAGGGUGUUACCUCUGAUUGCAUUUCUUUCCCACCUAGUUCUGUCUGUACAAUGCCAUGUAAAUGCAGGACCUAGCACCAGACAACUGGCCAAAUCCUUCCUACGCUUUCAGGUUCCCAUCCCUACCUCCAUAGACAGGAUCCUGGGAAGAGUCCCCAUACUCACAGCCAAAUCCAUAAGUCUCUCUCUUUGGUAAGAAAUGCUUACCAAAAUUUAGAAGACAGACUCCCCUUGCCCAUCUCUGAUCUACAGAGCUGUCCAGUUUGGAGUGAAGGCCAGUGUUGGAUGUGGUAGUUGGGUCAGGGCUGUUUAUUUGGCCUUGCUCAAUGUUUUCACACUGAGAUGCAACCGCCUAGAUGUACCGUAUUUUUCGCCCGAUAGGACGCACUUUUUCCCCUCCAAAAAUGAAGGGGAAAUGUGUGUGCGUCCUAUGGGGCGAAUGCAGGCUUUGCGGACCUCUCUGCAAGCAGCGGGAGAGCUCCCGCUGCUUGCGGGGAGUUGCCUGCAUGCUGAAGCCUGUGCGCGCUGAGCUCAGCGCGUCCAAGCUUCGCGGACCUCUCAGCAAGCAGCGGGAGCCAGCGCUGGGCUCCCACGGCUUGCAGAGAGCUGCCUCUUUGGGAGCUGGGGUCGGGGGAAGCUCGGGCUUCCCCGCCCCAUCCCCGCGCCUGGGGGGAAAAUAAUUUUUUCCCCUUUAUUUCCCCCCCAAAAAACUAGGUGCGCCUUAUGGGACGGUGCGUCCUAUAGGGCGAAAAAUACGGUAAUUCAUCCUAGAAGACUGCCAGAGAAAGGGAGGCUACAGAAGAAUGGGCCUGAUUCGAGGGAGGCAGAUCUUAAAAUAGAUUUCCUAUGUAGAAGGGGCAGCCCAACCUAUUUACACCAGGAAGAUGUUGAGAGUGGAAGAAUGGGAUACUGAAAGGCCUGACCCACGGGGUAGGAUCACUUCUGUGCAAGGUUCCCUAAACAUGGACCCCAUGCAUUAUUACAGUGGAGGUGUGGAUCCCAGUUUUCCUUUUUGACAGAGCCUGCGCUGCAUUAUGGCUCAGGUGAUCUUGGGCCCUUCUAUUAUGGGCUUGAGAUAUUUGGUAGGUGGGAGAGGCGUCUUUUAGCGUGUGCUUUAAAACAGGGCAAGCUGCUUUAUACUGAGAAUGGGCCACUGGAUCUAGCUCAGUAUUGUCAGCACUGACUAGCAAUGGCUGUCUUAGGGUAUCAGUCAGGGGGCAUUCCCAGUCCGACCUUGAGAUGUCAGGCCUUGAACUUGGGAUUGUCUGGUCUACCACUGUUCUAUGGGUCUUCGGCUUAUACCUAUCUAAAGAGUUCUUCCAAUCACUUUACAAGCAUGCUAGAAGCAAAAACAAAAACACCACGACCAUCAACAUUCUGUGCCACGAAAAGCCCUUGGGCAAUUUCUACCAUAUGUAGCACCAUUGUUUGAUUCCAACAUGGUGUAAAUUGCUGCAGAGGCCAUGUGGCCCUCCACUUUUAAAAAAUUGGUUUAAGCAGUGCUUUUAUUCUGGGGGUACUCAAGAGCACACCAUACCAGCACCUUUUUUUAAAAAAAAAAAAGUUUAAAGUGUGGCACUUACUAUAACAACUUCACGGUGAGUACUGGAACCUUCCCCCCCCCCCAAAAAAAAACACAACAACAACGACCCUGGGUUUAAAGGAAGAUUAUUGGAACCCUGAACCCAUUUUCAGGGAUGGGUGGAUUAUAGAGUAUUUUAACCCUAUAUAUUUAUGUGGUGUUUUGUGACAAUUUUGUCGGCUAAAUAAAGGCAGCGCCUUCACAGUGGGGGGAAUAUAAGGUCCCAAAAAAUCCGGAUGUCAGAAAACCUACUCGAAUCUGAAAAGCGCAAAUUCAAAAUAACUACUAUAAACCCUAGAGAAUCGCCGUGUUUUUCACCGGAAGUACCGCUCUAGUAUUUCGAAACUCCAUGCUCCUCCCUUCCGCCUCCAUGCGCCCUUAAUUCUUCGCGCGCCCCCUUCUCUCUGCCCCGCCGCUUCCAUCUUUGUCACUGGCAGCGAGGCGAGCGCAAGCGGAGUAAGGUGAAGCCGGCCAGGAGGCCUCGGUUAGCCAGGAAGUAAGAUGGGGGCUGGAGCGCGAGGGACGAUUGCCGCUCGGUGACUGGCUCGGGCGGGUGGCCGAGAGGCCCCGCCCCUUGGCCCGAGGGCUUCGCCCGGACACCGUGAAGAGAAGCCGAGGAGGCAGAGCCGGAGCGGGGGCGAGCGCGAGGCAGCCUGCUAGGGGGCGCGCUGGGGUAGGGGCCGCUGCCUGGGGCCAGGAAGAGAGUGGCUCCUCAGGGGACGGGACGGCGGACGCCCAACCGCCGCCGGGAGGUGAGUGAGGGGCGCGGGGCGGGGCCUACGAAAAGAGGAGGGGCCUAGGCACCCUCUAUGGGGGGCUCGUGGGGUGGGGGUGCAAGGUGCGUGAUGAAAGCGGGAGCUGAUGUUUAGGGACACCAAGAGCCCCCGAGAUUCGUUUGUAGGAGGGGAGCAGGUAUGUGUGGUGUGUUCAGAGUUGGGGGAAGGGCCCACGAUAUUUUAUUAAUUUAUUUAUACCUCGCUUUUUUCCCCCCGGUGGGACUAAAAACAGAAACAGCUGGCCUCGAGAGGGUGUUGUAUGUAUGUGUGUGUGUGGCCGGGUGCGGUGUCUAUGUUAUAAGGUUUAGGAGAGCGUUGAUUACAAUGGGGAUGGACUCCUAUUGGGGUGAAGAGGUCAUGUGAAGGGGAAAGGGCCAAAGCACCCCAUAGGGAGGAGGUGAUGUUGUUGUUGUUGUGGGGAGUAGGCUUGUUCCUGUGAGGCAGAUUACCGUGGGGGAGGGGGAGAGUGGAGAGGAAAUACAGUGGUACCUCAGGUUACAUACGCUUCAGGUUACAGACUCCGCUAAUGGUGCUUCAGGUUAAGAACUUUGCUUCAGGAUGAGAACAGAAAUCGUGCUCCAGCGGCAUGGCGGCAGCAGGAGGCCCCAUUAGCUAAAGUGAUGCUUCAGGUUAAGAACAGUUUCGGGUUAAGUACGGACCUCCGGAACGAAUUAAGUACUUAACCUGAGGUACCACUGUAGGGGAUGCGGGUGGCGCUGUGGGUAAAACCUCAGUGCCUAGGACUUGCCGAUCGCAUGGUCGGCGGUUCGAAUCCCCGCGGCGGGGUGAGCUCCCAUCUUUCGGUCCCAGCUCCUGCCCACCUAGCAGUUCGAAAGCACUCUUAAGUGCAAGUAGAUAAAUACUUUAUAGCGGGAAGGUAAACGGCAUUUCCAUGUGCUGUGCUGGUGCUGGCUCGCCAGAGCAGCUUCAUCACGCUGGCCACGUGACCUGGAAGUGUCUCCGGACAGCGCUGGCCCCCGGCCUCUUAAGUGAGAUGGGCGCACAACCCUAGAGUCGGACACGACUGGCCCGUACGGGCAGGGGUACCUUUACUUUUACCACUGUAGUAUUUAUUACUAUAAUAAUUUGUUGACCCUAAGUUUCCAGGGCAGGUUACAACUAUUAAAACACAACAUUAAUAUGAAAGCACAACAUUAACAUGCAACAAAAACAUGAAACUUUUUUAAUAUAAAAAACCAGUUCAAAAUUACAAAAGCAAGGUUGGUCAUAAAAAUAUACUGUACAUCUCAAGUGUCAAAAGUAGAAAACACAAAUGCUACAAGGGGCUUGGAAGAAGAGGGGUGGGAAUAGGGAUGUGGGGUGCAGAUUGGGAGCAGGAGAAUGAGGAUUUGGGGCAUAUGAAAAGAGUAUUUGGGGGAGCAGACAGGGGACCAAGGUGGGUUCAUUGGGAACUCUGCACUAGUUUAUGGAGGAGCUAUGAAGCAGACUAGAAUUUGUUGAGCACAUGGGUAGGAGCAUGCUAAAGGUACUAUUGGGGCUCAUAGACUGUGGAGAUGAAAUUAUGUAAGGCUUUGGGUGGGAGGAAGAGGAUAUGAGAAGGAAGCUAGUGCAGUCUUGUAGAUUGUAUAAGGAUAGAAGUUGCUUCUGGAGCACAGGGGUUGCCAACCUUUUGGGGCCCAUUUCAACCAGAGAAACUUGCAGGUACCUCCACGCCUGCAAUCUCCUCUAUUGGCUAUAGUAGAAUAGGUCUUUCAAGGCUGAUUUCAGGGGUGGAGAGAGAAGGGAACCUCCAGGCACCAGAGAAGUCCUCUGAGGUGUCAUGUAUGCCUGUUGGUACUUUGUUGGCAGCCUCAUAGGUGCUGAUAUCAGUUGUCCAUCAAUUUCCCCAGCUUAUUUUUUCACACAACCAUGUGUCUGCUGAAUGGUGACAAACCUUGGUGUUUGUCACCUGAGAGCCCUUUCUUUUUCUCCUAAAUAAGUUUCUAGUUCAUGUAUACAGUGGUACCUUGGGUUAAGUACUUAAUUCGUUCCAGAAGUCCGUUCUUAACCUGAAACUGUUCUUAACCUGAAGCACCACUUUAGCUAAUGGGGCCUCCUGCUGCUGCUGUGCUGCCGCCACGCGAUUUCUGUUCUCAUCCUGAAGCAAAGUUCUUAACCUGAGGCACUAUUUCUGGGUUAGCGGAGUCUGUAACCUGAAGCGUAUGUAACCCGAGGUACCACUGUAUAAAGAGGUGAAAGCGGUGUCAAAGACUUGAGCAUACCUGCCAAACUUACGACCUGCCGAGUGAAACAGACCGCCAGCCAUUUAUGGUGGCACCUUGGAGCCACAGCCAUACUCCUGGUUCUGCUGCCUACCACCAAAUGUGUUGAGAGAGAGAGAGAGAGAGUAAACAACCAUUCCAGGCAACCCACAAUAGGUUGCAAGAGAACUGCAUUGGGCUUGGUGGGUCUCGAAAUAUGUAGAAAUGAGCGCAGGAGCUGAGCGGACAGAUUAGAUAAUAUUUAUGCUAAUUCCACAUACAGCAGUGUGCUGGGGUUGUAUUUCUAUAGCACUCUGCAGAGUGUUAUGUGAAUCUUGGUACUUUUGUCCUGCCUUGUGGAAUUUUGCUUUGUGGCUUGUACUUAUAUACAGUGGUACCUCAGGUUACAUACGCUUCAGGUUACAGACUCUGCUAACCCAGAAAUAGUGCUUCAGGAUAAGAACUUUGCUUCAGGAUGAGAACAGAAAUCGUGCUCUAGUGGUGCUUCAGGUUAAGAACAGUUUCAGGUUAAGAACGGACCUCCGGAACGAAUUAAGUACUUAACCUGAGGUACCACUGUAUUUAGCAUGUGAUCCAACAGUUUGAGAACCUACUCUAGAAUUCACAAUACCUGACUCUCUUCUUCUCAGUUUUUCUGUGUAAUCAUGUGACUCUGCAGACUUGCAAGCCAUGGCCUUGUUCCAUGGUAGGACUUGGUUCCCCCCACUGUGAACUGGGGGUGGUGGAGGGAGAUGUUGAAGUAUGUGCAUUAUAGAAAGGCUCCAGCUACUAACACCACAAUAUUUGUUUCUUGUUUUGGGGAAAGAAACUACGUAAAUGUUAAACUACUUGGCUACUCUAAGUUCCUUUAGCCUUUGCAGAGAUGAGUUCAGAAUUAAAAUUAGCAGUGCCUGCUGCCUUCCCAGUUGUUUGACUUCUUACUGUCCCUCAAGAACUGUGUCAAGUGGGGUGGGCCCUUGCUCAGCUCCUGUUCUGGGCAAGUCCCAGAGCCUUGUCUUUUUUUUUUCUCUGCUAGAGCACAAAAGCCCCAACUUCAUUGGCCAAAGAAUCACGUUUAGAGAGAGUUGCAGCUUUUUAUAAACUUAGGCUUGUUUAUACUGUUGAAGUGAAACAUGUCCCUUAAAAAAACAAACUGGAUUUCUUAGCCCGCUUCUAAUAGAAGAAUUAUAUGCAAAGCAGCAUUCAAAAAAUUAAAUACCAGAAACUAUCAAAAAGGAACUGAAAAUAUCAACAAAUAAAAUGCAACACUAUCUUAAAAAUAAUAAAUGCAGAUGGCUAUAUAUAAGCCAGCAGGCUGUAGAGAAUGGGGAUGGAGAGAAAUGUUUAAGAUAUGGUGAUGGUCACGACCUCAGAUAGCUUUAGAGAGUUAGCCAAGUUCAUAAAGUUCAGCAGAAAGCGAUACUUAAGACUAUUGAGCUCCACUCCAGCUCUUACUUUGUGUAACCACCUACAGGCCAUACCUGUCAGGGGGACCAUGAGCAGGUCCUCUCUUGAUAAGCUUGGAGCAUCUUCUUGGUGGCAAAUACUGAGGAAAGUGUUCCUUUAAAUACUUGAGUCUUGAGCUCUUCAGGGCUUUAAGUACCAGUGGCAUAUUAUCUCUAUGUAUGCCAGUGUGGUGUAGUGGUUAAGAGCGGUGGACUCGUAAUCUGGGGAACCGGGUUCGCAUCUCCGCUCCUCCACAUGCAGCUGCUGGGUGACCUUGGGCCAGUCACACUUCUUUGAAGUCUCUCAGCCCCACUCACCUCACAGAGUGGUUGUUGUGGGGGAGGAAGGGAAAGGAGAAUGUUAGCCGCUUUGAGACUCCUGAAGGGGAGUGAAAGGCGGGAUAUCAAAUCCAAACUCUUCUUCUUCUUCUUCUUCUAUCUUGCUGCCGUGCAUAACGACAUUACAGCUACAUUCUGCAUGAGCUGCAGCUUCCCAAUCAUCUUCAAGAAUAGCCCUGGGGUAUGGAAUCCCUAAAAGCAUCCAGCUGGCCACUGCUGGAUUAGAAAGACUCCCUUCUUAGAGUUUGGCUAAGAAGUGGAUUUCUACCGUGUAGGGGCCACCACUAAGGAGGCUGCGUCUCAGCUGAUUUGUAAACAAAGUGCAAGGCUACAUCAGUGAAUCUUGCAAGGUGGGAAGGAAGAUGUGGGAGAAUAGGGUUUCUGAGUUUGUGGAGGAUUCUGACCAUUUCAGAUGAAUAAGCCAAUAGAUUUUAUUAUCAGCCCUUAUGGCAGCAGUUCUCAACCUGUGGGUCCCCAGAUGGUGUUGGACUACAACUCCCAUCAUCCCUGAGCUCUGGCCUUGCUAGCUAGGGGUGAUGAGAGUUGUAGUUCAACAACAUCUGGGGACCCACAGGUUGAGAAAGGCUACCGUAUGGUCUUGUGUGCAUCUUAUGUCUUAACCUCUGUGUUGCUCUGCUUACACCUCCCAAGUGCUGCCCACAGAGGCCAGGUCUCACUUAAAAUGUAUUGACACAAGUUAUUGGUCUACAGUAUUUGCUAGCUGCUGGUCCACAAUUUACAUUUGCAAUUUUGGAAGAGCAGGUUAGUAAAAAAAAACCCAACAAAAACAACCUAAUAACCUGAAGACUUAUUUGCAAGUUUGCCAUAUUUUGCGCUACAAAUGACGGUUAGGCUAGCCUUCAUCUGCAGCAGGUGGAAGAGAGUGUGUGUGUUGGGGGUGUAUUUUAAAGCUGCCUGAAAAUAGAAAAUCAGCAGAGUAGGGAAAAGGCCUUGGUUGAACUAGAACCUAUUACCUGGUGACUUAAUUAAUUUCCUAUUUUCAGGGAGCAUUUUCCAUCCCAUUUGGUCGCAGCAGAGGGAGAGAUAAGAAGCCAGGCGUCCAUCAGCCCUGCUGUGGAGGAUCUAAUUCCACUUGACACCUCUUCACUUUUUUCAUUCCAGAAUCAUCAAACUGGAAGGGGCUCAAAGGUCAACCCCUGCCAAUGAAGGAACUUAGUAACUUUAAGAGCUUUUGCUGGAGCUGGGGAGGACCUUGAGCCUUGGCAAGCCUAUCAAAAUAGAUCGUAAUGGGCUAAUUGGACGUUGAUCUGGCUUGGCAUAAGCCAGCUUCUUGCAUUCCUAUGCACACAGCUAUAAAUGACUGAAUAGGACACAUUUUCUUGGUUAGAGAUGUGAAGGAGAGGAGCACGAUGGUCAAAGAAAAAUGUGACUUGAGGAAGCUCCCUCUUCCAUCCGCAGAAAGUCCAACUUUGCCCUGUGGAUGGACUUUGGUCUGUGCAGCUGAGAUGGAAUGUAGAACUGAAUAUCAGAAUGGGGUCGGGGUUGCUUCUGCAGAUUUCUGAGAAUUUCAGCUGUCAUUUAAAAUCAGGUUUCUAGUCUUCAGGAUUGUAGAGCAAAACUUACAAUAUUUUAGGUUUUGCAAAGGCAUAAAUGGUAGAGAGCAUAUCAUCUACACUGGGGUGAGAUUCUUGCCAUGCUGGUGACCAUGUUAUCCCUUCGCCAUAGCUCUCUUCUCUGCCUUACCUCCAUCCCCUGUUAACACAUAGUGCUUAUUAUGAAAUAUAAUCUGUUCUCUUUACUUUACAGAAGGUUGGUGUCAGGAAGGGAAGAACUCUGACAGUUUGGCAAUAG